AUGAUUGGAACCUCAACCGCCGAAUACGUCUUUAUAUGGGCCUGCGUAAUUACAUUACAUCUCAUCGCGCCAAUCUGCGUCACGUAUUGCAUUUUGACCACAUGUCUACCUUCUAACCUGCGUCUUUCGCAGUGCUUCGAAUAUUGGGCAUCUGCGGAGACAUUGUUCUACUUCUUGAUCUAUCUUUACCAGAGAUACCACCUCCAGCGCCCAACCUUACAUCCUCCGCCUCUCUCGAAAGAGGGACGACACAAGCUCUUCGACCUCUGCCAAGAUACCAUUCAGGACCAUGGACGAUACAUAUCAAAGUGGUUUCUGGACGUGCCUCCUGCUGCCAUUAGGAGAGAGAACAUUAAAGAAUGGUUCCGCUGGGCUUUUCUGAACACGGCCAUGGAUGAUCCUAACUACGACGACGAGGUAGAAGGAUACGUGAAGAAGCUCGAGAGACGAACUGGAAUAUAUUUCGAGCCAGGGCGAGCCAACGUGAAGUGUCUGAGGUUGACAUUGGAUAAAGUCGAUGCGCUACACAGGAGUUUGAUAUGGUACAUGUGCAUCUUCAUGGUAGACAUCAUUACACAUGCCAUUAUGUUCUUCUGCCAUUUUCAGUUUCACCGCUCUUCACUGGUGCACUGUGUCAGUAUUUUCCCUCCGCGGCCGCAGACUUUCAUAGCCUCUCGUCGUUCACCAGCUAAAGAUCUUACGUAUUGGUAUCGCCCUCACACGUCUCGCAAGGAGUCCCCAAUAUUAUUUCUCCACGGUAUCGGGGUUGGACUAUACCCUUACGUAAGAUUUUUGAACGAAUUGAAUCAAGGACGUGGGGAUGAGGAUGGGAAAAUUGGGAUCCUUGCAGUCGAGAUCUUGCCAGUGUCUUCUCGAAUUACGCCGGCGAUACUCGGAAAGGAAGGAAUGUGUCAACGGCUUCGAGCUAUUCUACGUCAUCAUGGGGUUGAAAAGUUUGUAUUAGUAUCACAUUCAUAUGGCUCGGUGAUCGCCGCGUAUCUCUUGAAGACGCCCGGUUUAGCCAGUCAGAUUGUGUCCGUCAUUCUAGUCGACCCUGUUUCAAUACUGCUGCAUCAACCGGAUGUAGCUUAUAACUUUACCUUUCGCAAACCAAAGUUUGCCAAUGAAUGGUUAAUAUGGUAUUUCGGCUCGAAGGACAUGGGCGUAGCCUAUACACUCUCUCGCCAGUUCUUCUGGUUUGAGAGCAUACUGUGGAAAGAGGACCUCAUGGAACGUCAUACCACCGUAUUUCUCAGCGGAAAAGAUCUGAUCGUCAAUACUCCACAAGUGCGUACAUAUUUACAAGGCGUUGGAGAGCAACAAAACGGCAGGAAUGCUAGCCGAGGUGAGGCAAAUAGGGCUGAAAAGAUCAAGUCACUAGACCGGAUGGAUGGUCGAUUGAACGUGGUGUGGUGCGCAGACCUUGAUCAUGGAGAAAUAUUUGACUCUGCUGUUUGGAGGACGCGUUUGGAGAGUGAGGUACUUAAGCAGGCGGCGCGUGCGUCGAGCCCGCUGACGCAGAAUUGA
Molecule: messenger RNA, 1527 nt
Organism: Mytilinidion resinicola
Lineage: Eukaryota; Fungi; Ascomycota; Dothideomycetes; Mytilinidiales; Mytilinidiaceae
Exons: 4
Coding region: 1-1527 (508 amino acids)
Source: RefSeq, a predicted model, not a curated record